Funneliformis caledonium is the source of this 705-nucleotide messenger RNA. Lineage: Eukaryota; Fungi; Glomeromycota; Glomeromycetes; Glomerales; Glomeraceae. The record is from the annotation of a GenBank genome assembly.
AUGGAAAGUGAUCCAGAAAAACUUGGAUGGAUUGAUCCAUCAUUGAAAUUUGACUCGGAUACUGUGAAGCUUGUUCAAUCAAUCAAUACAGGCAGGACUAGUAUUGUGUAUGAAGGAAAACUUAAUGAUAAGGAUUCUGUAGUUGUUAAAUUGGCGAAAGAGGAAAAUAUCUUUCUUGUUUUGAAAAACUCCCUUAUCAUAACUCCUCUAGGUACGAAAGUCAAAAAUAUGCAAAAGAAGGAUGUCAGAAAUAUCAUUAAUACCCUAAGGAUAGCACAUUCACAAAAUAUUGUCCACAUAGAUCUUCAGAGAUAUAAUUUCAUUCAUGACCAUGACGAAAAAAUCUUUAUUAUUGAUUGGGAAUAUAGCGUAACAAGAAAUGAAACUAGUAAUUUCGCUGGAACACUUGAGUGUAUGUCUGAUGAUAUCUUAAAAUUAUUAGCCGAUGGUAAACAAAUUUUAUACUCACCACGUAUUGACCUAAUAUGCCUGGUAAGGUCAUUUUAUUUAAUGCUUCACAAACUGGCAAAUACAGCAAUGGAGAGAAUUUCCUUUGACAAGAUUCCUGACUUCAAAUCACGGGCAAAAAAUGUGUUGACCUUUUGGUCCUCCCAUGGUAAAUCAGAUAUAUGGCAAAAAAUCCAUCAAGAAGCGAAUGACUUGAAUUAUAAUAAUUUAAUCAAAGAACUUGAAAGAUUAUUUUAA